This is a messenger RNA of Eriocheir sinensis (Chinese mitten crab), 562 nucleotides long. Its product is annotated as ATP synthase-coupling factor 6, mitochondrial-like. Gene Ontology annotation, molecular function: proton transmembrane transporter activity. The record is from RefSeq and is a predicted model, not a curated record. The transcript is spliced from 4 exons. The coding region runs from base 159 to 467 and encodes 102 amino acids. Gene Ontology annotation, biological process: proton motive force-driven ATP synthesis. Lineage: Eukaryota; Metazoa; Arthropoda; Malacostraca; Decapoda; Varunidae.
UUAGUUAAUUCCUGAUGUUUCUUGGCAAUAGUUAGCGUCAAAAACCGGUAAUUACUAUUCUCAGUACGAUAAUCUGGCAACGGUGAUCCGGACCCCCACCAAGAAGAAGAAGAAGAGUGACCAUCACCGGCUGAUCCACCACCACCGCCACCACCAGGAUGAUUGUGACCAGGGUUAUCCCAGAAGUUCGAUCCUUGCAGACAGCUCUUCGUCGCAAUUAUGGAGUAUCAGCUGUCAUGAUGAAAAAGGUCGCAGAUCCCAUCCAGCAGCUUUUUGUUGAUAAGAUCCAAGAAUAUAGCAAGAAGAGCAAGACUGCUGGAGGGAAGUUGGUGGAUGCCACACCUGCAGUAGAUAAACAACUACAGCAAGAGCUGGACAAAGUUGCCCGGCAGUAUGGAGGUGGAGCAGGUGUAGACAUGACCAAGUUUCCCGAUUUCAAAUUUGAAGAUCCAAAGGUGGAAGUCUAAGUUACCUGGGCAACACUUGUUCCUUGUAAAAAGUUUAUUUGUACUGGAAAAUGCCAACACAUGUAUAUGUAUUUAAUAAAAUAGACUAGACAUAA